GACAAACCCAAUUUCAAGCCCACCGCCGUCCCGAACCAGGUCGCUUGUGCCUUCAUUCAGCCCACAUAUAGUUCCACAUCACAUCGCAAUCGACCGAUGGAGGCUUCAUCUUGGCACUUCGAAUCCCCGCUGCUGAAAUUUCUCUAGCAGCUUUGCUUCCACUCAUAAACUGGUUGUUCACUGAAAAUGGAGAACGAGGAAGACGGUCCUCCCGCCGCCAUCGACAUCGCCGAUGCUUCACCGGCAACCUACACCGUCGACGUCCCCAGAGCAGAACAAGCUCAGGACGACGCUGUCUCUGUUGGAGUCACCAUCAUCACCGGUUAUCUCGGUGCCGGCAAAUCCACUCUUGUUAAUUAUAUAUUGAACGCUAAACAUGGGAAGAGGAUCGCGGUGAUUCUGAACGAGUUCGGUGAAGAGAUUGGGGUGGAGAGGGCGAUGAUCAAUGAAGGAGAUGGAGGGGCUCUGGUGGAGGAAUGGGUUGAGCUGGCCAAUGGGUGUAUAUGCUGCACCGUGAAGCAUAGUUUGGUACAGGCACUGGAGCAACUUGUGGAGAUGAAGGAAAGACUUGAUCACAUAUUGAUUGAGACCACAGGAUUGGCUAAUCCUGCUCCUCUUGCCUCUGUGCUUUGGUUGGACGAUCAGUUGGAAUCAGCUGUGAAGCUUGACUCUAUAAUCACUGUAGUGGAUGCUAAGAACCUUGGCUUUCAGCUUAAGGAGCAGAAGGACUCUUCUUCGUUUCCCGAAGCUAUAUAUCAGAUAGCAUUUGCGGAUGUUAUCAUUCUUAACAAGGUUGAUUUGCUUUCUUCAGAAGGUACUGGAGGAGGAUCUUUGGAUGAACUCGAGAAGGAAAUACGUGACAUCAAUUCACUUGCCAGUAUCGUUCAUACUGUUCGGUGUCAUGUUGACUUGUCUAAGAUACUGGACUGCAAUGCAUAUGAUACUGCUCGGGCUUCGCACUUAGAAAAACUACUGAAUGAAACUAAAUCUUUGUCAACCAAAGACCUGCAUGGGAGUGGCGUGCACACUUUAUGCAUUUCGGAGUCACAGUCGGUUGAUCAGGAGAAGGUUCGGCUGUGGCUUGAGGAGAUUCUGUGGGAUAAGAAAGACGACAUGGAUGUAUACCGUUGUAAAGGAAUAUUACACAUUCGAAACUCCGAUGACCUGCAUACUUUGCAGGCGGUUAGGGAGAUAUACGAGAUCGUACCUUCUCGAAAAUGGAAGAACGAAGAAGUUAGACUGAACAAGAUAGUUUUCAUUGGUCGUAAUCUGAAUGAGGCCAUCCUCGCUAAGUCUUUCAAAGGUUGCGUGGGGAUUGCAGGAUUAGAAGGUUCAUGAAUUGUUGUCUGAUCGUAGUAGUUAAGCUAAAGGUUUUGGUUCAAUACAAGAAUGUUAUAAAUAUUUACAUUUGUGGAUGUUUAUUAUUGACAAGUUAGAGCACAAAUUAUGUAGGUUCAGAACAUUGAUUGAUAAUACGUGUAUUGAGUAUUAAAUUGCUAUUUUCCAAAUAAGCAUGCACUAAAAGACAAUUUGGUAGGCAACUCUUACAAGUUAUAUGAAGA
Linum tenue is the source of this 1562-nucleotide messenger RNA. The record is from the annotation of a GenBank genome assembly. Lineage: Eukaryota; Viridiplantae; Streptophyta; Magnoliopsida; Malpighiales; Linaceae.